GGCUCAUUGUGCCGGGUAGUUGUUCCUUUAUUUUUCAACCGCACUACGAAGAGUUACAGUUACUCACCAAAAAUCACGAGCGGAGAGCAGAGGUUCCUGCGUUCUUGGUUUAUGAUGCUUGUGUGUUUCGCUUUUCUACUUUUUCCUCCGGGACCGACGAGUAGAAACAGAAUUUCAGACAAAUGUGACGAACAUUUUGUUGCUCAUCGCAAGGGCUUUUACCAAGAUGCCUUCCUCCCGUCGUAACAACAAGUCUUCCAAGCGGGACCAGCAGUCCUCUGACGAUGAGGAGGAGGAUGACUGUUGCUGUUUCGCCCAGAAUUCUACGACGCAACUCUUCGUCACCGCCUUUGUGCUCUUCUUCCUUGCGGUGUGUGGGGGAAUUGCGGCGGCGGCGCUCGGGUCCCAACGCUGCUGCGGGUCGGCAUGGACGAAUGAGGAUCACGUGUCUUUAGCCUGUUCUGCGGUGUACCGGAGUUGCUAUGACGUGACGCGAGCGGCUUUGGGCGUCGGGAUGAGCGCCGUGUCCUUGAUGCUGAUCGGGUAUGUAGAUACUUACCACGUAGGAGUUUUUUUUUGCAUCGAGUGCUGUAUGUGCAAGACAAAGUUGAUUUGUCAUGCAGAAAGCCGAAUUACAUGUAAGUACAAACUCAGGUUCAUCAUGCUCGGAAUCGCCUGCCACUGUCAACACCAGCGGCGCAUGGACAAGAAGGCGCAGCGGCGGGAAGCGAACAAAAAGUAUAGGCAGCGUACGUGUUUGUCAUGCAGAGCCUGCAUGAGCGUGUAAAUUUGCAGAGAAUUUGUCAUGCUGACAAUCGCAGCAUAAUACGGGAACAAAAAGAUUUUCGCAUCUUCCAACAUACAGGUACGAAUUCAAAACGGAGCAGAAACGCCUUCGGAAACAAGAAGCCGCUGCAGACCACCAGGAGAUUGAAAUGCGCGGCGCGGUCACCCCGCCCAGCAGAUCCGCUCGAGGGUUAUUGAACCCGGCCAUACCGCUAUCGCAAGAAAAAACUGUUUCACUUGUGAUGCAGAAAAUGGAUCGCAUAAGUGUGUGUCGUGCUACACAUGCAAGACAGUGAGUUUCUAGCUGUACUUUCCCUUAGGAACCCCGCAUGACAGAUUUUCAGUGUCAUGCGUAUACAAACUUGUGAUGCAGAUUUUGCAAAAUCACCACAGUGAAACAGUUUUUUCUUGGGAUAACCGCCGCCAACUUACCAGCAACAACCGUACGUGCAACACGGAGGACCACCGCCAGCACCAAUGUACACGCCGCGGGGAGUGAACCUACGUGGUCCACCACCACCACCUCCGCCGGAACACCAAACUUCCUAUCAGUACUCCUCUCAGCAAGUCGGGUACAACCCGUCAGCAGAACACCAGCACCAGCAUCACACAAUCCCGGCGCCACAGUUAGUCGUCCAGCGAUCCCCCCGGGGGGAACAAGUCGUGCACCAGAUGCGAUCGCCGAGGUAUACUCCGGCGGAACAUCACGGUUCCAGCUACCCGGUUGUGCAGGAGACUAUCCGAAGUCAGCGGGUUGUGCCGGUUGGGCAUCAUCAGCCGCGGUCGGGCAGGAGUAUGACUCCGCCAGUAUCUUCGCGUGGAAGACACCAGGUGGUCUACGGGGCGCCAUAUUACAAGGAAAAAUGCCCCCACCCUGAACUUGGCAGCAUUUGUAUUGCAAACCUUUCUAAUGGAAACAUUCCCCGUCUUGCAUCUAUCAGCAUCACAAAUUUGCCAUGCUGAAUAGCUCAAAUUUGUGUUGCAAAGGAGCCCAACAGCAGCCGGAUCUGUUAUGCAAAAGAUACCUUGCGCACCUAGAGCUAGAUUCUGCAUCAGAGAGGCUCGUAGUCCUUUCAUGCAAGGCAAAAAGCGUUCAUUUGGAAACUUUGCUUGAGAAACUUUCGCAGAUUCCGGGAUGGGGGCAUUUUUCAUUGUAAUACGCCGCAGUUCGGAGGCGGGCCGCAGAUUGUGCCGUCCGCGCCGGUAUGGAUUGUAAAAAUGUCUGGGUCUGGAAGGGUUGGAACUUGUGAUGCAAACUCUGGAACACACAAAAAUUUGUGUUGCAUGAGCGCCAAAAGCUGUCCAUUUCUUGGCACACGAGUAGGAGGUUUCUCAUGCGGGACAGGCAUCAUGAGGCGUGCUCAAAACCUGUGAUGCUUUUGCCUGCAUCAGACGCCAUUUGCGUGAUCCGAAAUAUGCAUGACAAAUCUCGCGAUCUUCCAGACCCAGACAUUUUUACAUUUGAUAGUCGGGGGCGGGAUACCACUAGACUUUUAUGAGCAAGAACACUUCUUCUGCUCUGAGGGAGUCCGAACAAAAUCGCCUAACCCUGGUCUUCUUCCAAACAGCGCGAGUAUGAAAAUUACGUAUAAAGGCAGUUCACCAGCAGUCCUUGUUUCACACAAAGAACGAUCCGCCCUCCAACAUACAAACGAUUUUCAGCUGCAAUAAGUACAACAACUUCUGAACAAGAACCACCAUAUGAGAUGAAGAUGGACGAAAUUCUUUUGCAACAACUUGACUUUUUGCUAAUCGCCGGCAUUUGCUAGAUUUCCCACGAUCCUCCACCGAGUUCAAAGUUCUUUCUCAUCGAGCGCCUGCGCGGUACUAGAGGUCUCGAUCGAUUUUGAAAAGAUGAAGAAUUAGUGGCAAAGAGCAAGCAGCUGUAGCAAACCAAAAAAGCUAUAGAACAAUCUUACGGCGAGGAACUACUCCGAGAAGAUAGUACAUGGUACUAGUUGUAACAAGCCAUUUAGAACCUUUACAAGAUCAUCGCUUGAUGAAGAUAUCAACCGAAGAUUAGAGAUCUAUGCUAAAAAGACACACUCUCAAUCGUAGUUGCGGUUUGUCACUGCAAGGGAUAUUAGUUUUGUCAAGAAGCAACUGUGG
This is a messenger RNA of Amoebophrya sp. A120, 2895 nucleotides long. The record is from the annotation of a GenBank genome assembly. NCBI's taxonomy places the organism in Eukaryota, Dinophyceae, Syndiniales, Amoebophryaceae.